Cryptomeria japonica (Japanese cedar) is the source of this 2451-nucleotide messenger RNA. RefSeq names its product pentatricopeptide repeat-containing protein At1g05600. Gene Ontology annotation, molecular function: protein binding. The transcript is spliced from 2 exons. The coding region runs from base 224 to 1819 and encodes 531 amino acids. The record is from RefSeq and is a predicted model, not a curated record. Lineage: Eukaryota; Viridiplantae; Streptophyta; Pinopsida; Cupressales; Cupressaceae.
UCUUACCAUGAAAAACUUCUAUUUCGGGCUCGGCGCGAUUGGAACAUGAUAGACUGAAUCCAGUUAGCUGCUACUUGACAUGGAAAAGAAACAGAUCGUCUAAUAGGAUCAAGAAGCAAGAAUCAAAAUUGGCUAGCAAAAUUAACCUCUGCGAAGGGUAUAGUUUAAUUCAAACUCGUAGAACCGUUUUCCUCAGUAAAAAGCGCCCAAAUUAGACGAAGCCAUGGCCACAACAAUCCCGAGUCGUUUCUUUUCACAAAUGCCGUGGGCGUUAAUACUUAUUAAAGAUGUUCAGUGGCCAAGAUUCCUCAACCCCACACAUGUAACCCAACUUAUUAAAGCCCAGAAGAGCUCUCUUAUGGCCUUGGCUAUUUUCAACGAAGCAAAACUACAGCACCCACAAUAUAAACAUAAUGGAUUAGCCUACACCACCAUGAUUAACAUACUUGGGGCCUCUGGAAAGUUUGGAUUGAUGGAGGAUGUUAUGGAAGAUUUGAGAUUGGACUUCUGUGAAUGCAGUGAUACCCUUUUUACCAAUGUCAUUAAAUUUUAUGGAAAAGCAGGCAUGUUAGAAGAGGCCAUUAGGGUUUUUCAGAGGAUUAAGGAAUUUAACUGUAGAAGCUGGACUGGAUCCUUCAAUGAACUUAUGAAUUUGCUUGUUGAAAAUGGGGAUUUAAGGAGGGUGCAUUAUAUGUAUGUUAAUAUGAAGAAGUGGGGAGUGCGCCCGGAUGACUGUACUUUUGAUGUGCUUAUUAGGGCACUUUGUGGGCACAACAGGUCUGAUCUUGCACUUGAAUUGCUCCAUGAGAUGAAGUCACAGAACUGUUAUCCAAGUGAGGUUACUUAUAGGAUCCUGAUGCAGGGACUCUGCAAUGAUGGGAGAUUGCACGAUGGGACCCAUUUGUUAUAUUCGAUGCUUAAGAGGAUUUCACAGGGGGGAUGUGGAGCUGAUAUUGCCACUUACAGUACACUUCUGGAGGCUUUUUGCGAAAGAGGCAAGGUUGACGUGGCUGUUAAGAUUCUUAUCAAGAUUUUGAAAAAGGGUGCAACGACUUCUAAACGGUAUAGUCUUGAUCAGGAAGGGUUUAGUAAGAGGCUUAAUGAGCUCUGUUCGAGAGGAAGGGUGGAAGAAGUUAGGAAGCUGCUGAAUGAGGUUCUGGUUAAGGGUGGGAAUCCCAGUGCCAUGAGUCACAGUGUUAUGAUAGAUAAUUUGAGCAAUGCUGGCAGGGUAGAAGAAGCGCAGGAGUUGUUAAUGGAUAUGUUGAAAAGGGGUUACAUACCAAGAGUCUGUACAUAUAAUAAGUUGGUCGGUGGGCUUUGCAAAGAAGGCAGGUCCUAUGAAGCCACCAGACUUCUACAUUUGUUAAUGGAGAAUGGGUGUCUUCCUGAUGUUGUGAGUUAUAAUGUGUUGAUUGAUGGACUCUGCAAAGAAUACAAAGUGCACAAGGCUGUCGAAUAUCUUGAGGCUAUGUUGAAACAUGGAUGUGUCCCAAAUGCUGUAACUUACCAAACUCUAAUAGAUGCUUUUUGCAUGGAAGGCAAAUUUUAUGAUGCUGCCAAAAUUUUGGAUAAGAUGUUGGAUAAUGGCUUUAGUCCACAUAGUACCACAUACGGCACACUGAUUGCUGGUCUUUGUAAGCAAGGUAAACUUUAUGAAGCCAAUAUUUUCCUCGAAGAUAUGGUGCAGGAAGGUCUAAUUCCAGAUAUUCUUCUGUGGAACUCAUUAGUUUUCAGCUUCUGCAAGGAAAAGAAUAUUAGAAAUAUAGUUGAUCAAUUUCAUAUAUAUCUUAAAAGGAUUGGUUACAGAUUUCAAGGCUAGAACAGGAAGCAUUCUGGAUAGCUUAUAAAAUACUCUAUACAUUCACAAGGGGCAGAAAGGGACCAUUCCAGUGAUUACCAGAAUGGUAAAGACUAUGUUUCUUGUAACCUUAAAAAAAAGAUAAAGGCUCCUAAAGCUUUCCAUAAUCCACAGAAUUUUUGAAAGAACAUGAUCAUGAAAGGCCAAAAAGUAACGAUGGAUCAAUAUGUUAUCUGAUUCUUGCCACUUAUAUCCACCACCUUAAUUUAUAUUUGGAGUACUAAGGAGGGUUAAUGCUUGUGAUAUCAGUAGUUAUAAAUGUUCAGUAUUUCUGCAACUUCAUUUCAAAGGCAUUCACAAAACUGAAAGCAAAGUUGGAUAAAUUCUGUGUUUCAAGCAAAUUUGUUUCAGAGAUUGAAAUAGUUGGGACAAUUAUCAGAAAUAUGUUUCUGGUCAAAUAAUCUCUGUACGAGAAGAAAUGAUACAACAUGUUUGACUUGUGAUGCAUGUAAAACUUAUGAUAUAUUCAUAAAAACUGAGCUUUCAAGGCCAUCAAAGCAGGAAAAAAUUAUUGUAAAUAUGGUUUCCCCAUGUCCUGUUUCAUUUUCCCGUAACAUUAAAUUUAUUUGAGCACUUUAUUGCUGCUCUGUUGA